This is a messenger RNA of Maudiozyma barnettii, 1593 nucleotides long. RefSeq names its product beclin 1 (gene VPS30). Gene Ontology annotation, cellular component: phagophore assembly site; phosphatidylinositol 3-kinase complex, class III, type I; phosphatidylinositol 3-kinase complex, class III, type II. Bases 1 to 1593 code for a protein of 530 amino acids. Gene Ontology annotation, biological process: autophagosome assembly; autophagy; late endosome to vacuole transport. NCBI's taxonomy places the organism in Eukaryota, Fungi, Ascomycota, Saccharomycetes, Saccharomycetales, Saccharomycetaceae. The record is from RefSeq and is a predicted model, not a curated record. The transcript has a single exon.
AUGAAGUCCAGGACACAACUGAAAUGUCAAAACUGUCAUCUUCCUUUGCAAAUAGAAUCUUCGUUAUUAGAUUUGAGUUUAUCUCAAAGGAAUCUAUUGAUGAAUAAUUCCAAGUUGGAUAAUUCCAUAAUAGAGGACCAAACCAAUUACUAUACAUCUCAGGAUAAAUUAGAUCAAGUGAGAAAGAUACAACCUAUUGAUACCAUCAAUGAACAAUUGAAAAAAUCCAAUACAACCAUCGUUGACCCGCAAGCUCAAUCAGUAAAGAACAAGAACGAAUCCGUCACACAUACCAUCGAGGAGACCAGAUCCAAUAGAAUCGAUAACGAAAAUAAUGAUAGUGACGAGACUGAUUUGAAGGGAAGUAAUGAGUAUACCACAGAAAAGACUUUAUCGAAUCAGAUAACUACCUUAACCAACGUAUUCAAUAUUCUGUCGGCAAGAAGUUAUAUAGACUAUCCUGUAUGUCAGGAUUGUUGUAAUAUACUAAUUUCAAAGUUGAAAAACGAUUAUAACAAUGCAUUGAAACAGAAAGAAUUAUACAGAGAUUUUCUUAAUAAGUUAGAGAGCCACCAUACUCCAAAUACUUCUGAAGGUGAAGAUUCUAUAAGCAAUGAUAAUUUCGAUGAAAUAAGUUCACAACAAGAAAGAGAUCGUCUAUUAAACGAAUUAAUACAAUUAGAAGAUGAAAAUGAUGAAUUAGAUAUAGAGUUAUUAGAAUUACAACAGAAACUAAACAAGCAAAAACAAAUACAUGACGAUUUUAUCCAAGAGGAGAAUAUAGCAGAUUUAAACAAUAUUGAGUUUCUGAAAGAAAUGCAAUUAUUGGAGAAUCAAUAUAAUUAUGCAUUGAACAAUUUAGAUCAAUUGCGAAGAACAAACAUAUACAAUGAAACAUUCAAGAUAUCACACCAGGGUCCCUUUGGAACAAUAAAUGAUUUACGACUUGGUAGUUACUCUGACUGUCCUGUCUCUUGGAAAGAAAUAAAUGCAGCCCUGGGACAAAUUGUAUUGUUAUUAGCAACGAUCACUACCCGAUUAAAAAUCAAAGUUAAAGGUUAUAAAUUGAAACCUUUGGGGUCCCUAUCAAAGAUAUCAAAACAUAACAACGAUACCAAUGAAUGGAUAGAAUAUGAAACAUACAAUAACGAUAAUUUCAAGUUUAGUAAGCUCUUCCGAAAGGAAACAAACCUGGAUAAAGCGUUGGUCUGUUUAAUAGAUAUAAUACAACAAGUGACAUCAAUGGUUGUAAACCAAACAUCAUUACCAUCAGAUGGUCACAACGGUAUACCUACUGACACUAUAUCUGAUAACUAUACCGCAACGGCGUCCUUCAGUAGAAGUUCCACAAUCAAUAAUAAUAAUAAUAAUAAUAAUAAUAAUAAUAAUAAUAAUAGUAAUAAUGGCAAAGAAUUACCAUAUGAUAUGUUACAAGGUAACGUCAAUGGAAUAUCCAUCAAAUUGUAUGGCUCCGAACCUACUAUACAAUGGACUACGGGGAUGAAAUGCUUACUGACAAAUGUGAAAUGGCUAUUAGCAUACUCAUCUGCCCAUCUCCAAUCUGCAUCUGCACCAUCGAGUGUAAUCGAUUGA